Lotus japonicus is the source of this 1516-nucleotide messenger RNA. Its product is annotated as pseudouridine-5'-phosphate glycosidase. The record is from RefSeq and is a predicted model, not a curated record. Gene Ontology annotation, molecular function: pseudouridylate synthase activity. Lineage: Eukaryota; Viridiplantae; Streptophyta; Magnoliopsida; Fabales; Fabaceae. The transcript has 12 exons. The coding region runs from base 89 to 1117 and encodes 342 amino acids.
CCAUCAUUUCAAACGAGUAUGAAAAUCCAAACCCUGAGCUAUUAAUAAGCCUAAAUUCUCGAAUAUUCAGCAAGCAGUGCCGUCAGUCAUGGAAUCUUCAGCGCUCUCACGACUCACCAAUCUCCGGCGACACUUCGAUUCAGCUGACACCGCCACCAAGGGUACUGGAGUCAAUGCUGGUGGAGGGUCAAUGAAGGUGAAGGUAGCUUCUGAGGUUUCUGAAGCAUUGUCACAAGGGCGUGCCGUUGUUGCGCUUGAAUCUACCAUCAUUUCCCAUGGUAUGCCAUAUCCUCAAAAUUUGGAAACUGCGAAGGAGGUGGAAGGUAUUGUGAGAGAGAAUGGUGCGGUUCCUGCAACUAUUGCGAUUUUAGAUGGCACGCCUUGUAUAGGUCUAAGUGUGGAAGAACUUGAAAGGCUGGCUACUUUGGGAACCAGAGCUCAAAAAACAGCUCGAAGGGACAUUGCUUUUGUUGUGGCUAGUGGUGGAAAUGGCGCUACUACUGUUUCUGCAACAAUGUUUUUUGCUUCUAUGGUUCAUAUUCCUGUCUUCGUGACUGGGGGGAUUGGGGGAGUCCACCGCCAUGGGGAAUAUACUAUGGACAUAUCUUCAGAUCUCACUGAGCUUGGCAGAACACCAGUCGCAGUUAUAUGCGCUGGUGUAAAAUCAAUAUUAGAUAUUCCCCGGACCCUUGAAUAUCUGGAAACUCAGGGAGUUUGUGUUGCUGCUUACAAGACCAAUGAAUUUCCUGCCUUUUUCACAGAAUCAAGUGGCUGCAAGGCUCCAUGUCGAGUAGAUACCCCUGAAGACUUUGCUCGCAUAAUAGAAGCUAACGUCAAACUCAAGCUUGGAUCUGGAAUUCUUCUAGCAGUUCCUAUUCCACGAGAACACUCAACUUCUGGACACGUAAUUGAAUCUGCCAUUCAAAAGGCCCUUGAAGAAGCUAGGGAAAACAAUAUAACAGGAAAUGCCCAGACUCCUUUCUUACUUGCUAGAGUAAAUGAGCUGACUGGAGGUGCCUCACUUGCUUCAAACAUUGCUCUUGUGAAGAAUAAUGCCCGUGUGGGAGCUAAAGUUGCUGCAGCCCUUGCUCAAUUAAGGGAAAAUAGUCAAAGGUGAGCUUAUACUUUCUUGAUCGAUGUUACCAGUUCAGCAAGAAUAUGGAAGGAACUGAUCCAUAUCGUUGUAACUGGAAUUUUUGUGAUCCUCAAACAGUUUCUCUGGUGCGAACCUUAUUGUAUCAGUUUUUUCUUUGUGCCAGUUAUAUUUGCUUUAAUGAGAUAAGCAUGUAAUGUAGAAGAAAACUAUCUAUUGUAAAUCCCUAAUUAACUUACAGGAAGCAUGUUGUGUGGAGUUUUCUUUUUUACAUAAAAAAAAUUAAUAGUAAUAAAGAAAUCUCUACUUGAGAUAGACAGAUCAUGAGAAAAGCAAGUUCUGUGCUUCAUGUAAACAGCUUUUACUGUUGCAUAUAGUCUACAAUGCACAAAUACCUUAAAACUUGUGACAUAUCUGUACUGU